AUGAAGAGAUUUGAAGGUGAGAGCUCACACAAAGGGUCUUCAUUCUCUUCUCUUGUUAAUGAAGAAUAUCUUUCAAAAUCAUCUCAUAUCAUGAGACUUUCUAAGCGAUACGCCAUUGAGAAAUUGCCGGAGUUAAGCUUGAAAUCGCCCCCUGUAGUUAGGCCAUAUGUUCGAUCCAAAAUGCCUCGGCUCCGGUGGACACCUGAUCUUCAUCUCUGCUUUGUGCAUGCAGUUGAAAGGCUUGGAGGAGAAGACAGAGCUACUCCAAGGAUGGUUUUACAAAUAAUGAACGUGAAUGGCCUUACCCUAUCUCACGUAAAGAGCCAUCUUCAGAUGUACAGGAGCAUGAAGCAUGAGCAGAUGCUAGAAGGAGGAGCAGAGACAGCAAAGAAUGAAACAAUGCAGGUUUUCCCUAAUUCAAAUUUCUUAUCAUGCUUAGAGCAAAGCAAUUGCCAACAGAAGGACAAGGGAUUGGUUGAUAACAACUCAUUACAGUUCACAAGCAACGAAGGAACUCAUUGCAAUGGAGAUCGUACUCUCAAGAAUACAACCAUACCAAACCAAUGGUUGAUGAAGCAAGACGUGGGGAAUAUUGGAAAGGAUGUAACUGAGCCGCUAUCAUACCAAGAAACAACAAGCAAAGCAUGGGAGAAGAAGCCAAAGUCUUACAUCAUCUUCAAGGAUCUGCUCAAGAGCUACGCUACUCAAGGAAGGAAUGAGCAGAAGGGAGUGUUACUAGGUACUGUUUCCGGUUGCAAGAGCAAUCAUCAAGCAUUAGAAAUAUUUACAGGGAAUACAGAGCGAGUGAAUGAUUGCAAAAUGUCUUUAUCAAUGAACUCAAAAGCGCCCCAGUCACUGUUGAAGCUGAACAAAAGUGCCGAUGUCAAUGAUGUCUCUCUUGAUCUUACUCUUGCUUAAAAUCAUGCACAUAAUGAUAAAGACACUUUUGGUUUUGGGACUUCAAAAAGUGACUUGACCUUGUUGGUAGUUCUACAAUACAGAGACCAAGACGUGGUUGUGUUCAUUUGGGUUAGUUGUUUGAAAAUGUACAUCUUAAAAAAAAAUAGUGAUUUUAGAAGUUCUGUUUUGAAAAC
Messenger RNA from Quercus lobata, 1094 nucleotides. Its product is annotated as probable transcription factor KAN4. The record is from RefSeq and is a predicted model, not a curated record. The transcript has 6 exons. Lineage: Eukaryota; Viridiplantae; Streptophyta; Magnoliopsida; Fagales; Fagaceae. Bases 1 to 918 code for a protein of 305 amino acids. Gene Ontology annotation, molecular function: DNA-binding transcription factor activity; DNA binding.